Mauremys reevesii (Reeves's turtle) is the source of this 1413-nucleotide messenger RNA. RefSeq names its product mitochondrial ribosomal protein L47 (gene MRPL47). The transcript is spliced from 7 exons. Bases 86 to 817 code for a protein of 243 amino acids. Gene Ontology annotation, molecular function: structural constituent of ribosome. Gene Ontology annotation, biological process: mitochondrial translation. Lineage: Eukaryota; Metazoa; Chordata; Testudines; Geoemydidae. Gene Ontology annotation, cellular component: mitochondrial large ribosomal subunit; mitochondrial ribosome. The record is from RefSeq and is a predicted model, not a curated record.
GUCCUGUACAGUAAUUCGACCCGUAGUCCUCUCCUUCCGGUCUCCCGGCCGGAAGUGGCCGGUGGCGCAAGGCAUUGUGGGUAUCAUGGCGGCCGCCCUUUGCCGGCGCUUCUUCAGCGCCGUGAGGGUCUCGGGAGUCUUACAGGCCCCGCCAGGCGCCUGCCUUUCCGGAUUAACCUUGAACCUGCUCCAUAAGAACAGUACUAAAGUAGAGCCCCUCUAUCAGUGUAAGUUUCUCCAUACUACUUUGUCACGGAAAGGACUGGAAGAGUUUUUUGAUGACCCAAAAAACUGGGGAGAAACUGUAGUUAAAUCUGGGGAUGAGUGGCAUGCAAAACACCUAAGAAACAAGAGUAAUGAAGAUUUGCACAAACUUUGGUAUGUCCUACUGAAAGAGAGAAACAUGCUUUUAACUCUAGAGCAAGAAGCAAAGCGACAAAGUUUACCUAUGCCAAGUCCGGAACGAUUAGAAAAGGUGGAAAAGUCUAUGGGAAGAAUAAACUUAGUUAUUAAAGAAAGAGAAGUUGCUCUGCGGCUGUUACAAACAGGCCACGAAAACCCGCGACCUGGCGAGUGGCGAAAUGACUUCUUAGGACGUACUUACUGGUACAAUUCCAAAGAGUGGCCAAUACCUUGGUACCUGAACAAAAAAUACAACAGGAGGAAAUUCUUCUACUUGCCACAUGUGAAACAUUUCAUCAGACUCAGAAUAGAACAACACUUGAAAAAACAAGCAAGGAUGAAAAGCUUAGAAAAAAAGAAACAGUUCCUUUUACAAAAGAAAUUCCCUCACCUUGCUGCACAAUCACAGAAUUAAUAUAAAUCUGGAAGCGUGAUGCAAGUAAUAGUUUUAUUGCAGUAGUCUUAAGAUUCUACAUAUGACUGGCAUGUAGUGUGAACAUAUUUUCAGUGGGCAGCAGAUAAAGAACAGGGCUGCCUGUGAGGGUUUUUUGUUCUUUGAUCUUUUUUCCCUGCCCAAAUAAAGCUCCUCAACCCUAAAAAUAAAAUUCAUAACUGGGUUGAGAGACCUUCAGAGCAAAACAAUAUAAAUUUGUACUGAGUCAUUUAACUGUGAUAAAAUAUUACUUUUCCAGAAACCAGGUGCUGAAAAUUAAUGUUUUAAUAUUACGUGUCAUUUACUAUAAAGCUGAACUGUAUAUGCUUAAUAGUAAAAAAGCAUCUGCAAGACAGAUUCCAGUCAAGGCAGUUGUAGACAUGUCUGCUUUAGCUUUUAAUAAAGAGGUCUUCUCUCCCUUUUUUCAUCUUUUUUUGCACUUAACACUUAGCAUAGCACAUUAUACAAGCUAUAGCAGCUGUCCAAUGCACUGUUCUGUUUAAGUAUAACAAAAUAACAAAUGCAUUAGGCAGCAAAUUACAGCAGCAAACUGACCACCUAGUUGUAAAAUCAAGUAG